GGCUAGCGUUGGGGCAGUUGGUUUGUUGACGACCUAACUGGCGGCAGCAAAAACACCUGUUGUGUUCCUGGAGGUAUAUGCGUUCUGCGGGUGCAAGUUUUUGGAGACUAUGGGCUGGAGAGGCAGACGGCGGUCGGGAGGCACGAUCCUGUUCCGCCUGCAUAAGGUCGGCGGUCUGGAGGUCCUCAAUGGUGAAUUGGGAGGGGUCGAGAGAGGUAGUGUCGAAGUCGUCAUCGGAGGUGGAUGGAGUGGUGUCGUUAUGGAAAAAGCGGGGGUGGGAGGGAGCGGGCGCGGGUUGGUGAUGGGCGUGGAGGAGUCGAUUGUGGUGAAGCAUGCAAGAGAGGAGGUCAGCAAGGGGCAUGUCGGGUUCGUGGGCGAGGGUUGUUGCAAGGUCUUUGUGGCAUACUCGUUUGAUGCGGGAGAUGAACGCAAAGUCGGGAAUGCCGGUGGUGGGAAGGUGGUGGCGGAGGGACCAGACGUAUUGGACGAAGCGGUCCGUGGGACGGGUUUGGCGGAGGUGGCAGAGUUGUUCAAAGUAGUCAUCAAUGGUUUUCUGGGGGCGGAAGGUGGCAGGGAUUUCCCCAUCGCGGGGAACGAUUUGGGCGAGGGUGUUGAAGUUGCGGUUAUCGGGGGUGGUGUCGUAGCAGGUGUAGUUGAGUUGGUUGUUGUCCUCAAGGAGGUAGUUGGGGGGAAGUUGUGGCAUUGCAGGGUAAGACCCGGAGGUGACUUGGGGAUAGGUGGGACGGAGGGUGGGGAUGGUGGAGGUCGUCAUGAUGGGUUGGGGAAUGGUAUGAGAGUGCAGGGGGGGAAGAGGGGUGACGUGGAUGGGCGAGGAAUGAGGCGGUGUGUUGGAUGGGCCGAUCCGGGCGAGGGUGUUGAAGUUGAGGUUAUCGGGGGUGGUGUCGUAGCAGGUGUAGUUUAGUUGGCUGUUGUCCUCAAGGAGGUAGUUGGGGGGGAGUUGAGGCAUUGCGGGGUAAACCCCGGAG
Chara braunii is the source of this 986-nucleotide messenger RNA. Lineage: Eukaryota; Viridiplantae; Streptophyta; Charophyceae; Charales; Characeae. The record is from the annotation of a GenBank genome assembly.